AUCACGCUGAAACUACAAAAUGAAUUCAAAUGAUACUUAAGACGAUUUGAGACCAUAAUACGUAGAAGGAUAAUAGGAUACUUUUUGUCGCGAAAACAAAAUCAGAAAUGGGUGAAGUAGGGGUAGAAAGUUUGUACGGAAAGUUCUUAAUUUUUCUAGGUACAUUUGUAAAUGUAAAAUGAUAAGUGGACUAUUUAUUAGGUAUAAGUUAUAAAACUUGCAAAAUAGAAUGUGAAAUAGGGGUUGAAAGUUGACAUCGAUUUUUACGCGGACGAAGUCGCGGGCGUCCGCUAGUAUAAGUAUAAAAACAAAACAUUAUUAAAAAUUUAUAAAAAAAUUUAUUAUUAUUAUUAUUAUUAUUAAUGUUAAGCGAUUAAUUUAAAAUUCAAACAAACAUUUCAAUCUUAAUCAUUUUAAUAAAUUUGGAUGUUUGUUUUAAUUAACACGUGGGUAUAAAAUUAGUGAUGUGACCUUAAACACUGUCCAUAACAAUCACACAUUGUUAUUGCACUCUAAUUAUAGCGCCCUAAGGUUGAUUAUACUUGUGGUAUUCGAAUUAUUUGGACUUCGGAGGUACACGCGCUACCCUUGUGGAUGUUAUUCCGAGUAUGAUGUUUGAUAACGGUCCGAUUGCAUCACAGAAUAUAGAAAAAUCUACGCUUGGAUUGCAUAGUACACCGCCCUAAGGCGAAAUUUAGUCGGCGCUAUAACAAGUUCAAAUCAUAUAAAAGAUAGAACCAGCAAGGGACAUGCAUCAGUUACUUUUGGAACUAACAACAACACAGACCACAAUGUUCAAGCUGGUGGUGUUGUCUGCUGCGCUCGCUGUAGCGUCCGCUAGCCCCAGCGGUCUCCUGGGACUGGGAGGCUUGAUCUCCCCAUGGAACGCCGCCAUCGCCGCGCCGCUGGCUGCUCCGAUAGCUUCGCCGCUAGCGCUGUCUCUCGUUGCGCCCCUUGCAGCUCUGGCCCCCAUUGGCGCGCCCAACUACAGAGGCCCGCUGUCUCUGGCUCCCGGCCAGCCCGCCAACAUCUUGGGCGCUGACGGCAGGCCCCUGGACACGCUCAGCGUAAACCUGGACCGUGCGGCUCACCUCACCGCGAAGGCUAUUGAAGGCAGCGGUCACUUGCUCAAGAAGAGGUCCAUCGGCGCUCCCUUGGCGUUGGCUGCUCCAUUAGCCGCCUCUCCUCUGAUCGCGUCUCCGUUAGCCGCCUCUCCUUUGAUCGCGUCUCCGUUGGCCGCUGCCCGUUUGGCCGCGUCUCCUUUGGCCGCCGCUAACUUGGCUGCAGCCCAGUUGGCCGGUGCUGGUGUGAUUGCUGCUCCUGGUCUCGCUCUAUCUGCUCCUGGUCUCGCUCUAUCUGCCCCUGGACUAGCUCUAUCUGCCCCAGGACUUGCUCUGCCUGCUCCUGGACUUGCUCUUUCUGCUCCCCUCGGUAUCGCUUCACCUUUGGGUUUGGGUCAAGUGUUGCUGAAAUGAAAUCUAAGAAAUAUGUGAUAACCUAAUUAAAAUGACUUACCAAUAUUUUUUGUUUCACUAUCUUCGAAUCCCAAAUUAAUUCUCCGACUGUAGCUCCUUCGUAUAACUUUCAUCUGUCUACGUCAAACAGUCUAGGUUUCGUGAUGAAGAAGAUUACGUUAUAAUUAUUAUACUUCGUUAAUUAAGGGUCUGGACCCUUAAACCUGAUUUUGAAACCAUUCCAAGGACACCACAGUUCAAACUUAAUAGUUGCCUACCUUAUUUUAACUUUUAUCAAAUAACACAGGGUCUGUGUUUAUGUGUUUAUUAAUAACUUUGUGUAACAUUAGUGGAUAUACACUAAAACCUUAUAUUGUUAGUAAUUCUUAAGUCACUGGAUUUCAUAUUCACUAUUAAUUUAUUGUUAAAUUAUGUUGAAACUAUUAUUAGGAUGAAAUCCUAUUAAUAUUUUAUUUAUUAUUAUAAACGCGAAAGUUUGUAUGGAUGUUUGUUACUCUUAAAAGCCGCUGUUACUGAAGCGAUUUGGCUGAAAUUUGGAAUUGAAAUAGAUUUUACUCUACAUUAACACAUUGGCUUUUCAUUUCGGAAAUGAUACAUGAUUACCGCGGGAUUUGUGAAAAACUGAAUUCCAGGCGUCCGCUAGUAAUAAAUAAAUUAAAUUAACACAGAUCCAUAAAAUUUAGCUAGGACAGCCAGUUCUUGAACUUCAGAACAUUGUAAUACCUUUUUGUGUGACUAAUAAACGAUUUAUUAUAAAAAACAAACCGACAUUUUACUUUUUUCCGAUUCUUUAUUUUUAAUUGUAUAUGUAUAUUUUAUUAUUUUUUUUUGUUUUCUGUGUAUUUUCGUGUGUGUGUGCAAUAAAAUAAUUUUCUUUCUCUAGGUAACACGCAUUGGAUCAAUGAAGUAAGAGGGUCUGAGUCUAAAGCUCAACAUUCCUAUCCUAUUAAAAGAAGACUUGCACUGUUAAAUAUAAUAAGUGCAUACAUACAGCGCUUAAAAGCAACUAACUACAUAUAAUAAUUUAAAGAACGUAGACAAUGUUUUAAUUUUUUUUCCCAAUUUUCCAAGCUUAACCAACGUGGAAAGUUCCUGC
This is a messenger RNA of Bicyclus anynana (squinting bush brown), 2571 nucleotides long. RefSeq names its product cuticle protein 16.5-like. The record is from RefSeq and is a predicted model, not a curated record. The transcript has a single exon. The coding region runs from base 750 to 1475 and encodes 241 amino acids. NCBI's taxonomy places the organism in Eukaryota, Metazoa, Arthropoda, Insecta, Lepidoptera, Nymphalidae.